GAGUUUGAACACUGGCUUCUGAGAUAUAAGAUUGUUAAAGCUCUCUCGGUUUCCGAAGCUCCGAAAGCUCAGUGGUUUGUUCCUCAGUGGUGUUGUGUGAUAGUGCCGGACUAGGGAAAAAUUUGAGAUGAUGCUGCCAUACUUCAGAAAAAAAUAUAUACUGAUAUUUCUACACCUUCUUGUUUUAUCGAGUAGUGCCCAUAGGAAAGCGAAGAAAGCCAGAGAUUUAAAGAUAUCACCGCCGAAAUAUGAAAUAUACUCUAGUGAUAAGUUACCUAGUGAUGUACAAGUAACGAAGUAUCUGCUCAAGGAUCAACAAGAAACAUUCUCGUACUGGUCAACGUUGGUAAAUGGUACCUUAUCGAUUAGCAUAAUUCCUUGCACCUCAAUAAUCCAAUGGAGUUUCAAAUAUAUCGGCGAAAAUCCAAAAGCAGGUAGAUCAAACUAUGGAAUCGAUGAUGUUUCCACUGAUAACAUCACGAUGAAAAGUUUUUUUUCACAACAGGGUGCUUAUGAGUUGAAUCUAAAAGCGUUAAGAAAUGAUACAUAUGUUCAUAUUUACAUAAGCACUGAAAUUGGAGGUCCCCAAGCUUUGAGGUCAUCACAUGCUGACAAUUUGAGGUUACAUCACAAGGAGAGGAGAAAAAGUGCAUCACUGAAAUGGAACCAAAGUUUAGUAGAUCCGCAGUCCACAGAUUACUGCCUAGUCAUAAGUACAAAGAAACAGUUCAAUUCGUUAUGCUCAGCUCAAGCAUCUAGACUCGAACUUCCUCCUUCACAAAAUCAGAUAAAUCGAAGAGAAACUACAACUGAAAUACAAACAUUGAACAGAUGGAGAUCUAAGGAUAAGUACACCGAAGAGACAGAUCCAAUGAUUGCAUGUACAGGAAAGAAAACGCAAUACACCAUAUCGAAUCUUAAAGAAGGAAAAAUGUAUUAUUACAAUCUGUUCGCUAUUAACAAGCAAUCAAAUCUCACGUAUCCAUAUGGAUCAGUAAAUAAAGUCUUCAAAGGUCAAAUAAAGCCAGUUUCGCUGAAAAAUGGAUUUGGUCAAGCUGUUUUGAGGGGCUCUGAAGAAGAAGCCAUAUUCAGAUACAAGAUUGAUAAGAAGGCGGAAAAUGAUUUCAAUAUAUUUGUAAUACCUUGUGGAGGACCUGUAGACGUAAAAUUAUUGCUGAAGGGUGAACCUGUACUGAAUGCUAGAAAAAUAGAAAGUUUUCGAAAAUUGACAGUGAAAAACUCGAGUAGAGGUGCGAGAUACCAAAUUAAAGUAUUCACUAACAGCGGUGAAGAAUACAGAAAAACUUCAGGAGUUCAGAUUUACGCAUCCAAGAGAGCCAUAUCAAAGAUACCAAUGAUAACAGUACCAAAACUAGAAGAAUACGAAUCACUAAGGGAAUGUCAUAGUGUUACAGUUGGAUGGAUCUUGGUAUCUGAUCCAAAACCACUUCACUAUUGUGUGAAAGCCAAAGAAGGAAGACUGAAAGAAACAGAUAACUAUAGGAUUCCAAACCAAUGUGGAUUGGAUAGAAGGAGAAAGAAGUCGGAUGACUUUGAAACGAAAUAUUGUAUGAAUAUCAAACAAGUUGAAAUUGGGAAAGUCAACACCUACAAAAUAAGGGGACUUGAGUCAGGAAAAACUUACAUUAUACAAGUCACCGUCCAGAAACAAAGAGGAAAAACGUUGUCAUACGAAUUGCUCCAAGUGAACACUAAAAAAUGUUUCAAACGUCUGAAUUGAAGGAAUAUCUUAAAUUUCUUGAGAAUAUUUUUCCGAUCCAAUAUCUAAAACAGGGAUUUUUGUCUUGAUUUCAUUAUCAUAUAAUGAUUUUUUAUUUAUUUCAGUAUUUGAUAGUUCUUACUUAUUGUUUUGUACUUUUAUACUGUUAAGGAUUUACUAUUUAUGAAUAAAAUUUGUUUCAGUUAA
Harmonia axyridis is the source of this 1927-nucleotide messenger RNA. RefSeq names its product protein NDNF-like. The transcript has 9 exons. The record is from RefSeq and is a predicted model, not a curated record. The coding region runs from base 128 to 1741 and encodes 537 amino acids. Lineage: Eukaryota; Metazoa; Arthropoda; Insecta; Coleoptera; Coccinellidae. Gene Ontology annotation, molecular function: protein binding.